This is a messenger RNA of Geodia barretti, 525 nucleotides long. NCBI's taxonomy places the organism in Eukaryota, Metazoa, Porifera, Demospongiae, Tetractinellida, Geodiidae. The record is from the annotation of a GenBank genome assembly.
AUGCCGCUUCCCCCUCUCUAUGACCCCGACGCCGUUCGCCCCAUGUGGGAGGAACUCUCCGACUGCCGGGUGAUGCCGCUGCAUCAUCCCGAAGACGUGGACGAGAUGCUGGCGAAGCCCGGAACCGCCCUCAUGGUGGUCAACUCGGUCUGCGGCUGCGCCGCCGGCUCCGCCCGGCCCGGCGUCACCAUGGCGCUCCAGCACACCCGGAUCCCGGACCAGAUGGGGACGGUCUUCGCCGGGGUGGACCGCGAUGCGACCGACCGCGCCCGCGGCUACAUGACCGACGUCCCGCCGUCGUCCCCGGCCAUCGCGCUCUUCAAGGACGGCCAGUUGAUCCACAUGCUCGAACGGCGGCACAUCGAACGGAUGGCGCCGGACAUGGUCGCGGCCAACCUGGCUGCCGCGUUCGAGGCGCAUUGCGAGACCGAGGGACCGUCGGUGCCGCGCGAGGUCUGGGAACGCUCCGCGCGCGAGCGGAUGUGCGGCUCGAACGUCCCGAUCUUCAACCCGACGUUCCGGUAG